This is a messenger RNA of Melopsittacus undulatus (budgerigar), 939 nucleotides long. RefSeq names its product transmembrane protein 18 (gene TMEM18). The record is from RefSeq and is a predicted model, not a curated record. Gene Ontology annotation, cellular component: nuclear membrane. The transcript is spliced from 5 exons. The coding region runs from base 12 to 419 and encodes 135 amino acids. Lineage: Eukaryota; Metazoa; Chordata; Aves; Psittaciformes; Psittaculidae.
GUGCCGCUGCUAUGGAGGCGCCUCUCAGCAGUCCACCUGGGCUGUCCACUGUCCUGGCAAGGACGGACUGGUCCGAGCCCUGGCUGGUGGGUCUGGCGGUUUUCCACGUCCUGUGCUUCCUGCUGACGUGCGCCUCUUUCCAGCACUACCGGGUGCAAAUAGGGCACUUUCUCUGCAUGGUGGGCUUAGUGUACUGCGCUGAAUAUAUAAAUGAGUUAGCAGCCAUGAAUUGGAGGCUGUUUUCUAAAUACCAAUACUUUGACUCAGGAGGAAUGUUUAUUUCACUUGUAUUUUCAGCACCACUGCUGGUGAAUACUAUUAUAAUUGUGGUCACCUGGGUUUACAAAACUUUGAAUGUAAUGACUGAACUGAAGACCCUACAACAGAGAAUGAAAGCAGAAAAAGAGAAAAAGAAGUGAAAGCACCUAACGCUAUUUUAAUUCUUAUUCUGCUGGUCUAGAUAAUCAGUCCUUCUGUAUGUUUAUCCAGAAACAGCAGUAUUUUUGUGUCUAAUGACAAGAAGACUUUGUAACCUGUGACAGUGGACAAUGAGGUGAAAUCAGGCAUCUACUGCACGUAUUCGAAAUAGUUGUGAAAUGGAGAAACCCAGUUUUAGGAGGUCUUUGUGCCCUUCUGUGGAAGAUAGUUUUCCACCAUGACCAAGGCUAUUAGCAUUGGUGAGGCAGUCUUCCAGUCUGUUUCUGUUUGCCUAACUAUUCCUAAACUGUUUGAACUUUGUGCUUAUCAAAGUAUCCAGUCUUCUGCUGCUUAAGCCAAUUGGAGCAGUGUUGUGAAUUCCAGUAAAUGAGGGAUUGUAUUCAGAAUACCUCAGGAAUCCAUGCUUCUGUGAAGCAUUUAACUUCUUUAUACAGCAAGUUUCAUACCAUAUAUUGUGUGCCAGUAGCAUUUUAUAAAUAAAAUAAUCCACUGUAAGUUAAA